Lasiodiplodia theobromae is the source of this 1941-nucleotide messenger RNA. RefSeq names its product Calcium calmodulin-dependent protein kinase. Lineage: Eukaryota; Fungi; Ascomycota; Dothideomycetes; Botryosphaeriales; Botryosphaeriaceae. Gene Ontology annotation, molecular function: ATP binding; protein serine/threonine kinase activity. The coding region runs from base 1 to 1941 and encodes 646 amino acids. Gene Ontology annotation, biological process: mitotic DNA damage checkpoint signaling; protein phosphorylation. The record is from RefSeq and is a predicted model, not a curated record. The transcript has 3 exons. Gene Ontology annotation, cellular component: nucleus.
AUGGCCACCAUACAGAAUUUCAAGAACUUCCUCCGCCAUGGCAAGCAGGCACGCGCCGCGCACUCGCCCCAUGCUGAGCCGACCACCAACGUGUCCCCCGUCCACGCCCAGCACCAGCGUUACAACAACUACACAUCGCCUCCGCCGCCGGAACACCAUGCAGUCACCGACCCCAACGUGAUGGACCACAAGCCGCUGCAUGCAAACGUCCCCGCAGCAGAUUUCUCCGCCGCCGCCGUCAACAACCAAAACCAGGCCGCUCGUGCAGGAGAUGCCGCCGCCCGCGCAGCUGCCGACCACCACAAGGCACAAGCCGCCGCCAAGGCCAAGAAGGAGAUCGACCCGGAAGUCCUCGAGCGCAUUGUGGCCGAGGAGCGCGAGCAGAAGGGCAAGCUGCCCCAAUACCCGGGCCUGGAGCGCUGGAUCCUGGUCGAGAAGAUGGGCGACGGUGCAUUCAGCAACGUGUACCGUGCAAAGGACAGCCAAGGGCAAUACCCCGAGUGCGCCAUCAAGGUUGUCAGGAAAUUCGAGAUGAACUCCAGUCAGAGAGCCAACAUCCUCAAGGAGGUGCAGAUCAUGCGCCAACUGGAUCACCCCAACAUCGUAAAACUCAUCGACUUCUCCGAGUCCCGACAGUACUAUUACAUCAUCCUCGAGCUGUGCCCUGGUGGCGAAUUGUUCCAUCAGAUCGUUCGCCUCACAUACUUCAGUGAGAAUCUUUCUCGGCACGUCAUCAUCCAAGUUGCCAAAGCAUUGGAAUAUUUGCAUGAAGAGGCCGGUGUUGUCCAUCGUGACAUCAAACCUGAGAAUCUCCUCUUCUACCCCGCCCCCUUCAUUCCGACCAAGAACCCCAAGCCCAAGUCUACCGAUGAAGAGGAUAAGGUAGAUGAGGGUGAGUUCAUCAAGGGCGUCGGUGCUGGUGGUAUCGGCACAAUCAAGAUCGCCGAUUUCGGCUUAUCCAAGGUCAUUUGGGAUAGCCAAACUAUGACGCCAUGCGGUACCGUCGGUUACACAGCCCCUGAGAUCGUGAAGGAUGAACGCUACUCGAAGAGUGUUGACAUGUGGGCUCUUGGCUGCGUGUUGUACACCCUACUCUGCGGGUUCCCGCCCUUUUACGAUGAAAGCAUCCAAACUCUGACAGAAAAAGUCGCGCGUGGCCAAUACACUUUUCUGUCGCCCUGGUGGGAUGAGAUUUCCAAGUCGGCGCAGGACCUUGUAUCCCAUCUGCUGACCGUGGACCCUGAGAAACGUUACGACAUCAAGCAAUUCCUCAACCACCCAUGGAUUCGCGAGUCGGAAGAGGAGACGCAAGCGGCCGCCGACGCACCGCCACUUGCAACGCCUCUCCUCAAGAAGCAGCCUUCGGACCAGGGAGUCAUACAGCCUAACUACGCUUAUUUGGAUGACGUGCCCAGUGCUGGUGGCAGGCGCAUGGACUUCCGCUCGCCGGGUGCUGUCAACCUCCGUGAAGUGUUCGACGUGAGCUACGCCGUACACCGCCAAGAAGAAGAAGGCAAGCGACGGAAGAACUUCAAGCAGGGCUACCGCGGCGGAAAUGCGAUGACCAGCCUCAACGUGCUUGACGAGGAGGACAUGUACGAUGACGACGAAGAUGGACAGAGUGCGCCCUACGCUGCACACCAGGCGGAUCCGCCGGCCAAACUACCCAAGAGCCAAGCUGCUGACGUCAGCGCGAUGGAGCAAAAGAUGAAGAACACUACCCUAAGCGCAGCGGCUCAAGCCCGACAGCAGGCCGCGAAUGCUGGACAGCAAAAGGGCUAUGGGCAGCAUUCUCCUGCAGUUGCAGCCGCAGCACGCCGCCAGGUUCGGAAUAAGGGCGCGUUUGAGCUAAGCUUGGACAACGCAACCUUGCUCAGCAAGAGACAAAGGAAACCCGAGCCUAGUGGUCUGCGCGAACAGAUUGCUGCGACCGGACCCUGA